AUGGGAAUGCUGUACAGGAAGAGAUCUCUGCUUUUAAAAUUAGCAGUUAUAGUAACGACCGCCUGGUUCACGAUAGCCUUUUUACUCUAUACAGACAAUAGCUCUCCUCAAUCCGACGUGGUGGCGCUCCCUCUAGAUGGUGGACACAUCAGAAAAAACGAAGUAGUGCCCGAAAGAGUGAUUCCGUUUCAAGAAUCGCGAAGGACUUCGUCCAAAAGUGUAAAUAAAAACAAUAAUAAUUUUGACUAUAACGGUGUGCUUGUGCCGCCUGAUAACGUGGCAGGAGAGAUGGGAAAACCAGUUGUGUUGCCUACGAAUUUAUCAGCGGAUGUAAAAAAAUUAGUUGACGAGGGUUGGAUGAAAAACGCCUUCAACCAGUAUGCUAGUGACCUGAUUAGUGUACAUAGAAGUUUGCCUGACCCUAGGGAUGAAUGGUGUAAAGAAGAUGGACGUUUCCUUGAUAUCAGCAAGCUUCCCUCCACAUCCGUUAUCAUCUGUUUCCAUAACGAAGCAUGGUCGGUGCUACUUAGGACCGUUCAUUCGGUGUUGGACAGAUCUCCUAGAAGUCUCAUUGAAGAAGUUAUUCUCGUAGACGAUUAUUCGGAUAUGCCGCACACCAAAAAGCAAUUAGAGGAUUAUUGGAAAGAUGAGCCUAAGGUGAAAAUUGUGAGAGCGCAAAAGAGGGAGGGAUUAAUUAGGGCUCGAUUAUUAGGUGCUGACCAUGCCAAUGGCAAAGUCUUGACCUACCUCGAUUCACAUUGUGAAUGUACCGUGGGAUGGCUAGAACCGCUUUUGGAUAGAAUAGCUAGAGAUCCCACAACCGUAGUAUGUCCUGUCAUCGACGUAAUCGACGAUUCUACAUUAGAGUAUCACUACCACGAUAGUUCUGGCGUUAACGUCGGUGGAUUCGACUGGAACCUACAGUUCAACUGGCAUGCAGUUCCUGAACACGAAAAGAAGAGACACAAGAACACUGCCGAGCCUGUUUGGAGUCCUACGAUGGCGGGAGGACUAUUUAGUAUAGAUAAGGCAUUCUUCGAGAAACUUGGUACUUAUGACGAUGGGUUUGACAUUUGGGGAGGAGAAAACUUAGAAAUAUCUUUUAAGACUUGGAUGUGCGGUGGCACACUCGAAAUCAUUCCAUGUUCACACGUUGGACACAUUUUUAGGAAAAGAUCUCCAUAUAAAUGGAGAAGCGGAGUAAAUGUGCUUCGUAGGAAUUCCGUGAGACUAGCAGAAGUUUGGUUAGAUGAAUACGCGCAAUAUUAUUAUGAUAGGAUAGGAGGAGAAAAGGGAGACUAUGGAGAUCUCAGUAAAAGGAAAGAACUUAGAAAAAAUUUAGGAUGUAAGAGUUUUAAAUGGUUUUUGGACAACAUUUACCCAGAGCUAUUUGUUCCGGGUGCAGCUGUAGCUAAAGGAGAGAUAAGAAACUUAGGUGUCGGUGGCAAAACAUGUUUGGAUUCAGCUGCUAGACGAGCAGAUUUACAUAAACCAGCCGGUCUAUAUCCUUGUCAUCGACAAGGAGGAAAUCAGUACUGGAUGUACAGCAAAUCUGGGGAAAUUCGCCGAGACGAAUACUGCUUGGACUUCAGUGGUGGGCAGGACGUAAUUCUCUAUCCGUGCCAUGGUAGCAAAGGAAACCAAUUCUGGGACUACGACCAAGAACUGAAGCUUCUGCGACACGGCAGUAGCGACAAAUGUUUGGCCAUAAACGACAUUAAAACUAAACUGAUUAUGGAAAGGUGCAACCCCGACGUUCAACGACAGCAAUGGUCAUUAGAGAACUAUGAUAAAUCGAAAUUGUGA
Molecule: messenger RNA, 1806 nt
Organism: Diabrotica balteata
Lineage: Eukaryota; Metazoa; Arthropoda; Insecta; Coleoptera; Chrysomelidae
Source: the annotation of a GenBank genome assembly